Messenger RNA from Lytechinus pictus (painted urchin), 6386 nucleotides. RefSeq names its product sushi, von Willebrand factor type A, EGF and pentraxin domain-containing protein 1-like. Lineage: Eukaryota; Metazoa; Echinodermata; Echinoidea; Temnopleuroida; Toxopneustidae. Bases 1 to 4179 code for a protein of 1392 amino acids. The transcript is spliced from 26 exons. The record is from RefSeq and is a predicted model, not a curated record.
AUGAAUGAGAAACAAUCUCCAGUCUGUCCCACGCUGUCACACGACGAUCAGUUUUACUACAUCCUUGAUGCAUCCAAAGGAUUCUACCCUGUCACAUUGACACAAUGGGAGGGACUUCAGGAUAUUGACGUCACAUUGGAAUGCAACAUCGAAAACCGUGCUGGAGACACGCUUAAACUCACCCCUGGGCCUUGCAUUAUUACCUGUAGUGUGUCAGAAUGUGACGAAGAGUUUAAGUAUACCAUAACGGUUAUUGAUAAGACUUCUUGCAACGUCCCUGCUGAAGUCGCAAAUGGCCAGGUGGACGGAGCUUCAACCGUCGUCCCCGUCGGCACUGAGGUUACUGUCAGUUGCAACACGAAUUACGCACCGUCGGGAGGACCUGGUGUAUGUACAAGAAGUGAAGUCUUCGCUGAUAACCAAGGCGGGAGCACGGAAGUGGGUACCGAUGAGCCGAGUGUGGUCGGACUUGCAGAAUGUAACGAACUCAAAUGUGGAAAGCCCGCAGAGGGCACGAACACAGUAGAAGUUUCCAUCACUGAAGGGGCAUUAAAUGAAGAUUUCUUCUACGAGUGCCUUCCUAACUAUAUUGCGGAUGGAUCAUUAGCAGCGUGGUGCAAGUUGAAUGCAAAUGAUGAAGCUGAAUGGAUCCCAUCGCCUGCUCCUUCAUGCAGUGAAAUCACAUGCAGCAAUCCCCCAUCUGUUGAAAACGCAGACCUUGAUUCCACUCCAGCAGGAACAAUUGGUGAAGUUUUAAGUUAUUCGUGUAACGAUGGCUUCAUUCCGGACGGUGACUUGUCUACGACCUGUAAUCGUGAUGAUGGAGGAGACACAGCAAGCUAUUCUUCUGUGCCAGGCAAAUGCGUCGAACCCACAUGCAGCAAUCCCCCAUCUGUUGAAAACGCAGACCUUGAUUCCACUCCAGCAGGAACAAUUGGUGAAGUUUUAAGUUAUUCGUGUAACGAUGGCUUCAUUUCGGACGGUGACUUGUCUACGACCUGUAAUCGUGAUGAUGGAGGAGACACAGCAAGCUAUUCUUCUGUGCCAGGCAAAUGCGUCGAACCCACAUGCAGCAAUCCCCCAUCUGUUGAAAACGCAGACCUUGAUUCCACUCCAGCAGGAACAAUUGGUGAAGUUUUAAGUUAUUCGUGUAACGAUGGCUUCAUUCCGGACGGUGACUUGUCUACGACCUGUAAUCGUGAUGAUGGAGGAGACACAGCAAGCUAUUCUUCUGUGCCAGGCAAAUGCGUCGAACCCACAUGCAGCAAUCCCCCAUCUGUUGAAAACGCAGCCCUUGAUUCCACUCUAGCAGGAACAAUUGGUGAAGUUUUAAGUUAUUCGUGUAACGAUGGCUUCAUUCCGGACGGUGACUUGUCUACGACCUGUAAUCGUGAUGAUGGAGGAGACACAGCAAGCUAUUCUUCUGUGCCAGGCAAAUGCGUCGAACCCACAUGCAGCAAUCCCCCAUCUGUUGAAAACGCAGCCCUUGAUUCCACUCCAGCAGGAACAAUUGGUGAAGUUUUAAGUUAUUCGUGUAACGAUGGCUUCAUUCCGGACGGUGACUUGACUACGACCUGUAAUCGUGAUGAUGGAGGAGACACAGCAAGCUAUUCUUCUGUGCCAGGCAAAUGCGUCGAACCCACAUGCAGCAAUCCCCCAUCUGUUGAAAACGCAGCCCUUGAUUCCACUCCAGCAGGAACAAUUGGUGAAGUUUUAAGUUAUUCGUGUAACGAUGGCUUCAUUCCGGACGGUGACUUGACUACGACCUGUAAUCGUGAUGAUGGAGGAGACACAGCAAGCUAUUCUUCUGUGCCAGGCAAAUGCGUCGAACCCACAUGCAGCAAUCCCCCAUCUGUUGAAAACGCAGCCCUUGAUUCCACUCCAGCAGGAACAAUUGGUGAAGUUUUAAGUUAUUCGUGUAACGAUGGCUUCAUUCCAGACGGUGACUUGACUACGACCUGUAAUCGUGAUGAUGGAGGAGACACAGCAAGCUAUUCUUCUGUGCCAGGCAAAUGCGUCGAACCCACAUGCAGCAAUCCCCCAUCUGUUGAAAACGCAGCCCUUGAUUCCACUCCAGCAGGAACAAUUGGUGAAGUUUUAAGUUAUUCGUGUAACGAUGGCUUCAUUCCGGACGGUGACUUGACUACGACCUGUAAUCGUGAUGAUGGAGGAGACACAGCAAGCUAUUCUUCUGUGCCAGGCAAAUGCGUCGAACCCACAUGCAGCAAUCCCCCAUCUGUUGAAAACGCAGCCCUUGAUUCCACUCCAGCAGGAACAAUUGGUGAAGUUUUAAGUUAUUCGUGUAACGAUGGCUUCAUUCCAGACGGUGACUUGACUACGACCUGUAAUCGUGAUGAUGGAGGAGACACAGCAAGCUAUUCUUCUGUGCCAGGCAAAUGCGUCGAACCCACAUGCAGCAAUCCCCCAUCUGUUGAAAACGCAGCCCUUGAUUCCACUCCAGCAGGAACAAUUGGUGAAGUUUUAAGUUAUUCGUGUAACGAUGGCUUCAUUCCGGACGGUGACUUGACUACGACCUGUAAUCGUGAUGAUGGAGGAGACACAGCAAGCUAUUCUUCUGUGCCAGGCAAAUGCGUCGAACCCACAUGCAGCAAUCCCCCAUCUGUUGAAAACGCAGACCUUGAUUCCACUCCAGCAGGAACAAUUGGUGAAGUUUUAAGUUAUUCGUGUAACGAUGGCUUCAUUCCGGACGGUGACUUGACUACGACCUGUAAUCGUGAUGAUGGAGGAGACACAGCAAGCUAUUCUUCUGUGCCAGGCAAAUGCGUCGAACCCACAUGCAGCAAUCCCCCAUCUGUUGAAAACGCAGCCCUUGAUUCCACUCCAGCAGGAACAAUUGGUGAAGUUUUAAGUUAUUCGUGUAACGAUGGCUUCAUUCCGGACGGUGACUUGACUACGACCUGUAAUCGUGAUGAUGGAGGAGACACAGCAAGCUAUUCUUCUGUGCCAGGCAAAUGCGUCGAGCCUGAGCCUGAGGUCGUGUGUCCAGAAGGUUUUACCUUCCUAGCGGAUAGGGAAACCGGACAAUGUGUCAAAUACCAACCUGAUAAUCUACCUUGGGAAAUGCACGCAAGACUAUGCAAACAAAGUGGUGGGAGGCUUGUGGUCCCUGUGUCAGGAGCAGAUCUCAAAGCUGUAUUAGUGUACCAAGCUACUCAGACCAAGGAGGUUGUGUGGUAUGGGCCUCAAGCCCUUGCUGGAGAUGGAGUUUUCAGAGAUUUCGACUACCAACGCCUUGUAUACAGCAACUUUGGAGAAAGUGGAAGUGGUAACUGCGCGUAUGUGCAGUUGGAUCGCAGUUUGUAUGUCAGAGAUUGCUGCUGGAACGCCCGCCCAGCCAUGUGUGCAAUCGAUCUUCCCGGUCCCAAGGAAUGUCAAGAGGCGGGCGGAUACGAGCUUUCCAACGGCCGAUGCUACCGACUGAUUGAUAACGAAGGUUCAUUCGAAGAACAAUGUAGAAGUUGUCAUCGAUUGAAUGGCCAGCUUGCACCAGCUUUAGAUGAAAAACAGAACGCAGCUCUGACGAACUUUUUCCUGAGCAAGCUAUCAGGCGGCGACAUCUUCGAAGCUUGGAUCGGCAUGCACAACAUGGUUGAUGAGAACAGUCUCCAGAGCGUCGAUCUCCGCUCUUCCUCAUUCACUGCUUAUGCUCCAUCUGCGGAUUCAGCGAGUGGCAGGUGCGUUACCGUCGGAAGAGAAGGAUGGGGGAAGAAGUGUUGUUUUGAUCGACUUAGAGCUGUGUGCGAACUGAACCUUUGCGACAAGGGCUAUGUCCAGGUCGGGAACAACUGUUACAGGGUAGUCGGAUCGACUAAUGGAGGAAGUACCUGGGAGGAUAAUUGUCGCACAUGUCACAGGGAUGGGGCUAGCUUGGUGUCCUUCUCCCAGGCGAGUGAUGUAGGUGACUUCCUCGGGUACUUAGGUGGCCUUGCCGGUGAUUACGUCGGUGGCAGUGAUUUGUGGAUCGGAUGUCAUGACCAGGCCACCGAGGGUGCAUUCCAGACGAGCAGUCUUCAGGAAUUCUUGUUCUUUGGUGGGGUGUCAAGGCCAUCUAGCAACGCAGACGGGGAGGAUUGCUGUGCCCUUAAUGAGCAUGGCGUGUCCGCUCAGUGCUGCUAUUCUUGCCUUAGAGGAGUGUGCUCCAAACCACUCAAUAAGUAAUGGAAUGGUGAAUAGCUGGCAUUUGACACGACUGACUACUGGUGUGCAGGCCUAUUCUACUUAACUUUUCUAUGGACUCUCAUCUUCCUUCAUUUUCAAAAACCACAAUCGAUCUGACCGUUAUUGACUCAGAGUUCAGCCAUCUGACCUGCUAUAUGUGACCUUUGACCUCAAAGGGUCAACUCGUAAUUCAAAUUCUUUGAUCGCAAGUGAUAAUGACAUCCAUGCCUGGAUCUUGUCCGUUGGACGGUCUUGUAUUACUUAGGAGUAUCAUAAUAAUGGUGAAGAUAAUGAUUAUUCUAUUCAGUAUUUUGUGCAAACAUCAAGUUUCUCUAAGAUUGUAUUAGAUUAACUGGGUAUAGUGCAAUAGUGGAAAUAAAAUAAGUAUUAUCAAGUCUGUUUUAACUGAAAUGCAUUCUCUUUGUGUGUAGUAGUCUUAACUGUCAUUUCUGAAGCCUGUUUAAGCAUAUUUACUACAGUGCAAUGUCUUGACUGUAAAAUCAUUCCAUAGCAUUUUCCACUUUCUUGAAUAUUUAUGGUAGAAUAUGCUUUUAUUUCACCAUGUCUACAUUCCUCCUAUAAUUGAAUUCAGUCCAGUUAAUCAUGCAAGUUGCAAACUAUUACAUUGGUCGACCCUUCUUUUUUUUUAAUUAAAGCUAAUGUGUGUCAGGGUCGGAUGUGGGACUUAUUAAAAUGUUGCCCCCCCCCCCCCCAGAUCCAUUCCCAAUCAUAAGUUCGUAUUGAUGACACCUGUCUCAGUAUGAACGAGAUGGUCAAACUCCUUAUGAAGUUGAAUAAAACAUGAAAUUGGGGCAUCCCAUAUACUUUCAUUACGAUAAUCAUCAUUAUUAUGAUAACCAUCACUGUGAUAAUCGUCAGUAUUCCUGAUGUUUAUUGUCUUCCCCAGCGAGGGCGAUAUUCCAUCCUGGUAGUAAUAUUUACUUCAGAUUUACAAAAUAUCUCGCCAGUUGAGCGACACAAAAUCGUAAAGGAAGAAACUAUAGGCAUAAAUGAUAAUUUUAUUUGAAUCCAAAACUAUAUGUAUCAUUUUACAUGGAACGUAAAGAAAAUGUGUUUUCUUAAUAGCAGGCCCUCAAUGUAAAGAAAUUUGUGUUCUUUUAUUCUACAACUAUUCUGUAAUUCUGCCUAUUUUUUCCUGUGCAUGGUCAGCUCAAUGUGUCUACUAGUGGGAGUUUCAAUCCGUUCUUUUGUGUAUAAUACUUUCGUCCGCAUUUAAAGUUGAUACAAGACAGGGUCUUCAUUCUCUGUGUAAUAAAAACAAAAUUGUCCUUUCCUUUAUUUUCAGUGAUUGAAACAUUGCUCCCACUAAUCAAAUGUCAAGCAUGAAUACAUUGGUCCACGAGAUCAACCCUAAGAAAAAAAAACCCAAAACAUCAAGAGUCUGUAAUGUGUGUGUUGGGAAUUUAACAAUCCCAUUUCCGACACUGUGUAAUGUGUCCGGCUAAGUAGACAUCUGAUAAGGACAUAACGAGGUGGUCAUGAUCUUAGCCAUGUUGUGAAUAUGUCUGCCAAUAGCUGACGCUAUAUUAUUACAGAGCCCUUUUGUUUAUUGCCUCGAGCAACAGUUCCUACGUGAAAUUUUCACUAGUCUUGGCUGGACCGGAUUUUGUUUAUUCCAUUGGAGGUGUUGCUUCCAUGACAAACCACAACAUUUUAGCAAAAAAGGAGAAAUACCGAAAAUCGUACAGCUGGAACUUUGGGCAGAGAAAUCGUGUUUUUACAUUAAAGACAUCAUAUCAACAUUUCUCCCUUGAACAUCAAGUCGAUUGUUAUGCUGUUAGUAUGAUUCAGAUUUGAGGCUGUAAUAUUUGUCAGUGCUUAAAAAAAGUUUAACAGCUCUAAGGUCAUCCUUUCACCUCAAUUCAACCGUUGAAUAUAUUAUCAUAAUGAAGAGUUCAUAUAUUGUUUAUCCUUCGGGAUCGUACUAUUCCCCUUCCAUUCUUUCAUUAAACAUUUAAAAAUACAUUCAUGUAGUAGUGCAACUAAGAUAGUUUAGGCGAGGUAUUUACCAUUAAAGGUUUUAAUUCGAAUCGUGAGAUAAUCGAUAUAUUCAUAUAGUGUCUGCAAGGGUAGGGCUGUAUAUUUUUUUCUGCUGCGAUGUCUGCUUCAAAUGUCAAACCCUCACAUUUAUCAAUGACUUAUGGCUUUAUGAACGUGCAAUAAACUUCAAUUCUUGAUGUUACAAA